ACUGUCGGCACGCUUGACUGCGGUACAGCUUGCACAGCACACUGCCCUGCACAGACGCGCAGAGACCAAAGGCCAAGGCUAACGGCGGAAUUGCCAUUUGUCUAGGUUACUCAGUAACUAGAUAAGCUUUUCUAUUUUGCCUGGCUUGGUUUAGUUUAGACCUGCUCGCAGCAGUUGAGUGCCGUCGAUUGUGGUCAGAGUGCGGUCUGACUCGAUUCUCCCCAGAAUGUUUCAAGCUCGCCCCCCAUACACCACACAUUUUUGAGACCAGCAGAACCCGGGGGAGUACAUGCAACUUACGAUGCGCAACAGGCCGGCAACCAUGGUUCGACCACAGCAGAUCUCCAAGCUGGUAGCGCCGCCAGUCCCCAACUACCAACGGCUCCUACCGAUUGGAGGCCCACGAUCUUGCAGUAGUAGCUUCAACCUUGCUCGAGUGCCGAGGUUUACCGUGAGGGCAUUCACGACAACACCACUCCGUCGCGAUCCUCAGCAAUUGAAUCCCCAGACCCUGGCAGCCAGCUCGACAAUACCCGAAACACAGCCUCUGCAAGAACCCAAACCCGACCGCUGGCGUCGCGGCUAUGUAUACGCAGCGAUAUUCCUGCUGGUCGGGACGAGUAUAGGCUCGCUCUUCCGACUUUCCGUCUCGCCGCCCCCCUUACCAGAACCUGGCACGAAAGAGGAUGAAUACAUCAUUUCUGACAUCCACGCGACAGCCGAGAGCCUACCCAUCGUGCAAGCUCUAUCAUCCGACCCGUCGUGGGAGUCGUGGCACGCCUAUGAGGAUAGAAGCCAGGGGCAACGGAACCCAAGCAUCACAUCAGGCCCGCUCCAAGGAUGUCGUGGUUUGGCAUAUCAGCGCAUAUUCUACAACAAGAACACGGGCGAGAUGACCAAUGUUGUAUAUUUUGGUGCUGCGCUCAGUGGAUUUCCAGGCGUGGCACACGGCGGCAUCCUGUCAACCAUACUGGACGAGAGCCUGGGCAGGUGUGCGAUUGCACGCUUUCCUGCGAAAACAGGCGUUACGGCAAGCCUAGAAGUUGCCUUCAAGAGACCCACACUGACCAAUGCGUUCUACGUGGUCAAGACGGAGCCAGUCAUCGCAGAAGAGGAUGAAGUGGUAGGUAAGGACGGCACAAAGAAGAGCGAUCGUAAGCUCCGAGUCCGAGGGUCCAUUGAGACAUUGGAAGGCAAGGUCUUGGUUGAAGCAAAGGCGCUUUUUGUCGUGCCCAAAACCGCCAAGCUUAACAGCAUAGGCGAAAGAUGGUAGGCGCAGGCCGGGGAGUGCCGCCACUUUGCUAUUGCUUAAACAUACGCUGUAGAAACAGAGAGACCUCGGUAUUCUGUAGAUAAAGGUCCAUGUACAGCUUUGUAUUAAUCCAUCCAUAUAUAUGGACUCAGACUUGUUCUUCAUCCAAAACGAUACUUAUCUUUCGCAUCCGCUAAGUUAGUAAUUACGGGGUGACCGAACAACGUAUGUUGUAAUUUUCCCCCUUUGACAUACAAGGCCUCGCCAUCCCAGUCUGUGACUGAGACUAUGCAUUAUUUCGGGUAGCACACAUUCAAGAUCUCGGUCAUACCUUGAGCCAAC
Molecule: messenger RNA, 1594 nt
Organism: Truncatella angustata
Lineage: Eukaryota; Fungi; Ascomycota; Sordariomycetes; Amphisphaeriales; Sporocadaceae
Product: HotDog domain-containing protein
Exons: 1
Coding region: 290-1273 (327 amino acids)
Source: RefSeq, a predicted model, not a curated record